UUGUCGGAGCAGGACGACGGCGAAGAAAUCAGCCCCCAAUUAUUGAUGAUGCCUCAACCAAUGCAAAACAAGUGGCCAGGUCGUGGAUACAUCAGCGAAGACAGACACAGACAGGCCCUUGCCGCCCAUGAUGAUCCCUAUGCGAGAACAUACAUUCGCUAUGGAAAGCGAGCCGCUUACGCAGAUCUGCCCUGGGGCAAAAGGAGCGGUCGUCACAACAUCUUCUGA
Molecule: messenger RNA, 228 nt
Organism: Protopolystoma xenopodis
Lineage: Eukaryota; Metazoa; Platyhelminthes; Monogenea; Polystomatidea; Polystomatidae
Source: the annotation of a GenBank genome assembly